Sorghum bicolor (sorghum) is the source of this 2338-nucleotide messenger RNA. RefSeq names its product probable mediator of RNA polymerase II transcription subunit 26b. The record is from RefSeq and is a predicted model, not a curated record. The transcript is spliced from 9 exons. Gene Ontology annotation, cellular component: nucleus. Bases 640 to 2010 code for a protein of 456 amino acids. Lineage: Eukaryota; Viridiplantae; Streptophyta; Magnoliopsida; Poales; Poaceae.
AUUUGCUUCCUUUUUUUCUCUCUCGUUCGCAUCGAAUCCGCAUCGUGAAGGGAAAUCCACCGGAAUCCGGAUUGGAUUGGAUUGCGGCAUCCAUUCCUAUUCGCAUUCGCCAUCGCAAUCGCCGUCGCCGUCGCCAUCCAUCCUCGCAGCACCAUAGCGCAGCGCAGCACUCGGCCGUGCUUUGCUCGGCCCACCCAACGCAACCCCGUCCCUAUCGCUCUCCAUCGUCUCCCUCACCUCCACCUCCACCUCCACCUCCACCUCCAGCUCCCCGCCUCCCUCACCAGUCACCACCUCCAGGCCCCCCAGCUUUGGCGUAGACAGACAGGUACCGCGGCGCCAUUACCAAAGAGAGACACACAGAUCGCGGCGCUGCCCGAGAAAAGAAGCCGCGCCCCUUCUUCCCCUCUCCCUUUCCUUUGAUUGAUUCACGGAUCGUCCGCCGGUUGCGACACUAGUUCUGCGCGGGGUUCCCUUGGAUUCGGCCUGGAACCGUGAGAUCAAGAAAAAACGCCUGCCAUUAAACUGCCAAGAUUAUAUAUAUAUUAAAAAAAAAAGAACCAACCUUGAUUCACCGCAAUCUUUCUUCAACAAAGGAAAGAGCCUUGGUUUGAUCGGCGGCGGCCGAUCUUGGCUCGGAUGGUGGCGCCGCCGCCGCAGCCGCCGGCGUCGCUGGACUACUGGCGGGGCUUCUUCAGCGGCGCGCGGGCCAGCAUCUUCGACGCCAUAGACGCCGCCAUCCGAGUAGCCGCCGCCGACCACCCCGACGCCCUCCGCGCGCGCCGCGACGCCAUCGCCGAGCGCCUCUACACCGCGCUCAUCGCCCUACCCGCGCCGGAGGCGCCGCCGGGGCACCCCACCCGUGGCCAGCCGCCGCUCCUCCUCCUCCCCGAGGGCGCCGGCAGCGUGCCCAGCCUCUGCAGCUCCGACCGCGCUGAGGUCGUCAACAACGGCGGCGCCGGCGCCGGCGCCGGCGCCUCGCCGCGGAACAAGAGCGAUGAUGACGACGACGUCGUCGCCGAGGCGUUCCGUGUCAAGGCGGCUCUCUCCAAUGCCCAAGACAAGUCAGAGGCCGAGUUGCUCGAGCUUCUUGGGAGGUUGGGGCAGCUGGAAUUCACGGUGGAUGCCAUUAGGGCUACUGAGAUUGGAAUGGCCGUGAAACCGCUGCGAAAGCAUGGCUCCAAGCAGAUUCGGCAACUCGUCCGAUCGCUUAUUGAAGGUUGGAAGGCUACUGUUAAUGAGUGGGUGAACAACAAAGAUCCCAUUGUAGAUCAUACACCACAAUCAGUGGAUGCUUCUUGCCUGGAUCAGGAAGAAGGGGGUCUGCCUUCCCCUCCCAUGGAUGAGGCAGCCUUGUUUGCAGCACCAUGUACUUCAAUCCAGCUAUCCGAGUUCUUCGAUGAAAUGGAUGAUGAUGGAAACAUUAGGAGUGAUGCCAAGGAUGGUGGUCAGUGUAAUCCGGCAAGCCAAGAGUCAGUCAACAAGCAGUCACCUCCGGGCCAAUGGUAUGACCCAGAGCAGAACUGGAAAGUUGACCAAUCUGCUAUGAAGCAAUCACGACCAAAUGAAGCAUUCAACUGGCAAACAAGGCAGCAAUCUAAUUCAGGGGCGCAAGUGAAGGCGUCAAGUGCAGCUUUUGGUCCAGGAAGACCUCAGAUGUCGCAUACGGGGCCGAAAUGUUCAGAAGUGAAGCCAAAGCAGCAGCAAGAUAUCUCAGUGGCUCAAAGAAGACCGAAACCGACAAUGCCUAAGCAGCCACCAACUCAGCAUGAUGUAAAUUCAGUCCGGGCCAAGCUGCAGCUCGCAAAGGAUGCCAAGCUGGAGGCUACAAAGCGCAAGCUUCAAGAAGGUUACCAAGAAUUCAAUAAUGCAAAGAAGCAGCGAACGAUACAGAUGGUGGAUCCACAAGACCUGCCGAAGCAAGGGAACCGAAACCUAGCACUCAACGGCAAGCCAAGGAACAACAACAGCAGCAACAACAUCAGGAAUCGGCUGGGCAUCCGCCUCUGAUUUCAUCCAUCCACCCACCCACCCAUCCGUUCACCAUGUUUUGUUCACUAAUUAACCACCGGCCGCAGCUUACAAUCUGGAUAUACCAGUUUAGUGUUUCUUUCUUUUGGGUGCAGUACCAUCCAUACAUAUAUGACAUACAUAUCUGGAAGGCGAAAACUUGAGUCGCCAGGCAGGGGAUGCACUAGUGUUUGCAGCCCUAACAUCUUGUCUCGGGUCAUAUUAACUCGUAUAAGUGGCUCGUUCCAAUGGUUGACAAGCUUGUAGAGAGAUAAUGUUACAUUUCAUAGCUAUAUAUAUAUAUAUACAGUUCUGGGACCUGCUGAGA